AUGAUUGGAGAGGCAGGGGAUGUGGAAGAGGCUGUUUGGAUUGAGUGUGAAGAGGCUGAUAAAGAAUUUGUGUAGUCUCUUUGGGAACAUCUCCAGGUGUCAAAACCAGAUCUUACUCAAGCUGUCAGCUUGGUUGUGGAAAGAGAAAAACAGAAAGCUGAAGUCAAGGACAGAAGCAUUUUUGAGGUUUUGCAAGCCAAAGACAGCAAAAUAGAAUCUCUAGAACAGAGACUCACAGGACAGCAGCAGGAGCUAAACAGCUUAAUGCAGAGAAAAAGUGCUGUGAAUGAGGAAAAUGUCCGUUUGAAGAAUGAAUUCGGGAACUUGAACCGGAAAUUUAAAGAUAAAAGCCAAGAAGUUAAGGACACUGAGGAGUGUGCACAGAAAAAGGAAGAGCAAAACAGACUGGUUAUAAAAAACCUGGAGGAGGAAAAUAAGGGAUUAAAUAUAUGCUGUGCUGACCUGCUAAGUGACCUGGAGAAGCUGAGGAAGCAGGAGUCACAGUGGAAAAAAGAAAAAUCUGGCAAUGAUACCAGAAUAAAGGUACGAAGUGGAAUGGACUCCUGGAUGUUUCAGAGACAAGAGAAAAUUAAAAGUUUGCACCAUACAUGCAGUAACUUGUCAUCUCAGGUAGAUGUGAAACAGGAAGAACUUUUCCAAAAGGAUUGUGAUGUGGUCGGAGCUAAGUAAGAAGGAGAGGAGCUACAGAAUCUUUACAGACAAAACAUUGAAGAUAGAACACAGCAGGCUGAGCUGAUAAAGCAGCUAGAGUCUCUCAAUGCUGAUACACAAAAAGUACUGCAAGACCAAGAAUAUGCUUGCACAGCUAAAAUAAUAUAUCAAAAAGUAUGUAUCAAAAAGUAUGAGCUUUAUGUUCAUAGGGUUCACUUUAAUAUCCAUCUGUACAGUAUCAAUGCACAGAGUAAUCAAAGCUCUUUUCUUAAGAAUGUGUCUUCUGGAUCAAGUUUGUUGAUUGAAAACUUUACUGUUUGCCAGCUGCUCGUCAUUGCUUUCAGAACGCCACUGGCAUUAGAGUUAAAUGAGUUUCCUCUCAUCAAUGCAGUCCAAGGUAUUUCUUUAAGUGAGCUAGAGGGCUAUAUUACAAAACAAGAAUCUGAAAUGGAGCUUUUACAGAAAAAAAUGAAGGAAGCGGAUCUUAACCUAGCAGAGCAUAAUUUGUACACUGCAGAUACUCUGGAAAGCAACAGUAUAAGGACUGGAAGAAAGCACGAGGAACCACCUGUGAAACAUUCAAGGUCUCUGUCCCCAAAGAGCUCUUUAGAGUCAGAGGAGCUAAAGAAGCUUAAAAUAGCUGAAAGGAAGAUUGAAAACUUAGAGAAGACACUGCAGCUAAAGUCUCAAGAAUCCUAUGAGCUAAGAGCAGCCUAUGGAAAACAUGAAGAAAGGCUGCAGAUGAUGUUACAGACCAACUACAGAGCGCUAAAAGAGCAAAUAAAGCAGUGGGCAAUAGCAAAGCCACUCUUUAAGCUUAGUGAAGAUGAUGGGAUCAAGGGUAAUACUCCAAAGAAGUAUAUGAGAGAAGUUUCACAUGAGAUGCUACAGAAGGUACAACAACUAGGAAGAAGAUUCAAAGCUAUUGAAGGGGAAUUAAAGAAAGAGAAAGAAGUAAAUAAAGACUUACUGAAUGAAAAAGUGUAUUUGAAAGAAUCUUUAAAACUGCAAAAGGAAGAUGCAGACACAAGAAAAAGAGAGCUGGAAGCACUACUUAAGAGGAUCUGUGAGGUAAAAAAGGAAAAAGCAGAACUUCAAUUCGUGAUUGAUGAGAAGGAAAAAGAAGCUGCCUCUUUGAAGAGGCAAGUGACAGAAGCUAACAGGUUGAGAAAUGAAAGUGAAGAUUUGCUGAGUCAAGUGCAGGAGCAGAAGUGUUUGCUGGAUAAAGCCAAAGCAGUGGCAAUCUCUGGGCAAUGUAAUUGCAAGAUAACAGGCACCAAGGUUAAAUUAAAAACAGCCAAGAAAAAGAGCUCUUUGGGACAUCAUGGAGCUUUUCUCAAACAGUCCAUCAAGGUUAUGAGUAAUGUGUUUGAGAACUUCAGUAAGGACAGCUGGGAGGAUAUGAGUGAAAGCAGUGACUCUGAAAUACCAACUUCUGAAAGCUUGGAAACAGUGAUUAUGAAGAUAGUGCAAAACAUUGAUCCACUGCCAGCCAGAAGUAAACAAGAAGAAAAAAAAGCCCUAUAUGCCAUUUUAUGUUCAGUGAGUAGAGCAAAAGGGACAAAUAUCACUGUCCAGAAACUGUGCUACACUGUUACUACACUGCAGGAAAAAAUUGAGCCGCUACAGAAGCAGGUAGCUAUUGUACAGAGAGAAAAAAAAAGACAGCAGUGAUUUCCAUUAAAAAUGUUAUACAAACCAAUGAAAAAUUUAACAAGUCAGCUACAUUUGGCUGAUCAGAGACUUCAAGUUAAUAAACUGACCAUAGAGAUUUUGACCUCCAACAUGGCCAAGUGGCAACAGGAGAAGGAAGAUCUACAAGGAAAAUUAGAGUUGAGAGAACAUCUGUCUCAAACUGCUGGCAAGAGUGAAGCCACACCAGCUCCUUCAAAGAACAUUGAUUCAGAGAAGAAACAGCUGCAGUGCAAACUGAAGAACUCGAACACUGAGAUCGCUAAGCAGUCGACCACCAUUAAGUCACUAAAAAGACAAGUCCAGGAAAAAGAAGAAUGGAUUCGGGAGCUGCAAGCGAAAAUUUCUGAGUUGGAGAGGGAUGCUACUAUGAAAAGACAUUUAAUUCAAAACUUAAAGUUUUGCCUAAAAGCAAAUCAAGAAAAUGAGAAAAUCUCAAUUGAAACAUUGGAAAGUCUUGAGAGAAAGGUGAAGGCACUGGCUGAAGAAAAAGCUUCCAUUGAUUCAAUGAAACAAAGGUUUAAUGUAGCUAUGAAAGAGAAGUCUCAGUAUGAGCAGAUGUAUCACGAAGCUAAAGAUGAUUUGGAGAAAAAGGGUCUGAAGAUUACUAAACUAGAGAGAAAAGUGAUUGAGACUGAAUGUGCUAUGACUGAGCUUGAAACUGCUGCAUCUCAACAAUUGCAUGGCUUGGCUAAGCAGAGUACACAGGCUUUGUGAACUCUACAGAAACAGCUGCUGCUCACCAGUGACAAAGUUGAAGAGUUCAAGACAUUUGUGAAGACUCCAACCAGAGAAUUACAUCUCAGUGUACAACAGCUGAGAAAAAAAAAUCAAACUUACAAAAAAAGGGAGAUGAAAGCAUGCAAAAAGGGUCUUUUCCAAGAGAGUAUUCAGUUAGCAGCCUCUAUCCUUAAUGUUUCAACCACUGAUCUUUAUGAAAUACUACAAGAAGGAGAUGAUGAGGAAACAGCAGAAACAAAAAUGGAAUUUGAAAAAGAUAAAGAAUGGCUACAGCAUAUACAGAAACUUCUUGAAGCACAGUUUCCUUUUGCCUCAUACUUAAUGGAUGCUGUACUGGAAAAAUUAAAUGAGAAGAAGAAAUUGGUAGAAGAGUGCAGUUCCCUCAUGAAGCACACUGUAUGAUAUUGCUAAGAUUUAUGUUUGCAAAGUGUGACUAAAAUGUGUGCUGUUCCCUCAUGUCUUUCCUCUUCUCAUAAAGAACUGUCAAUAUGCAUGUUCAAUACAUACACAGAAACCAUGAACUAAUUAAUUGUUGAACAAGAGGAAUUAAUUAAAUUCCUAUUAGAAAGCAGUGUGGUAUUUGAUUCCUGAAGAGAAAAAAUGCUGCAAAUCAAUGCAAAGCUCAAAAUUAUUUUCCUUUAAAUGUGUUGGCAGUGAACACAUGUGCAGGCUUUGUAGAGAGAGGAUGUCUUUGUUAUGACUAAUACAGAGCUGUACAAUUUUGAAAGAACAAAAAGCAGCCAAGUAAUACCUGAUUGUACUAAAUCAGAACAGUACAAGUAGGAUUUACAAAGGAACUGGGAAUAUCACUGUGAUUUUGAAUACCUAAUUUCUUUUAGUUUCUUUGUAAAACCCAACUUUUUGAUAUAUGCUACAUAAAACGAUGUGAUUUUAUGUUAGAAAAAGUGAAUGAUUGUAGAAUAAAAAUAUUCUGUGUGGAAUAAUACAGAAAAAGCUGUACUUACCUCUGAGCAUACUGGAGCAUAAUAUGUGCAAUGUAUUUAAAAAUUCAAUAAAAUAAAGUUUUUUCUAUUAU
Haemorhous mexicanus (house finch) is the source of this 4141-nucleotide messenger RNA. RefSeq names its product centlein (gene CNTLN). Gene Ontology annotation, biological process: centriole-centriole cohesion; protein localization to organelle. NCBI's taxonomy places the organism in Eukaryota, Metazoa, Chordata, Aves, Passeriformes, Fringillidae. Gene Ontology annotation, cellular component: centrosome; centriole. The record is from RefSeq and is a predicted model, not a curated record.